GUUUAUUCAAAUUUAGAUAAAAGAAAGUAAUUUUUCAGCUGAAAUGCCUAAAUUAACAAUUUGUAUUUUCCUGGCUACAAUCUUAAUAAAAAUCAAAGCCCAAAAGCUGUAUGGUGAAGAUUUUGAGGAUGCUACAGACAUACUUAAUAAUGCAUUGGCCCAAUUACGACGCAGAGAUGGUCCAUAUUUAACUGUAAAAGGUAUAGAAGCUGCUUUCAAAUUUGUACCAAGCGUUGUUUAUACGUUUGAUGCGCAUAUGUUGGAUCCAAAUGGUAAACUCGAUAUGUGCAUAACGGAACUUUCAUUAGCCAGACUUGAACCUAGAAAUUCCCUAAUUAAAAUUACUUGUGAUGGUGAGGAGAAAGUUAGCCAUAUUUUAAAAGGGUCCAUUGAUGAUUGAUUACAUAAAUAACAACAUAUCACUAUAAUUAUUUAAUGUAAAUAACAAAAGUAUUUAAUUAUACAAUAGCAAUGUAUCUUUGUAAAAUAUAUAUACACAGA
Messenger RNA from Calliphora vicina (urban bluebottle blowfly), 501 nucleotides. RefSeq lists its product as uncharacterized. The record is from RefSeq and is a predicted model, not a curated record. Bases 44 to 400 code for a protein of 118 amino acids. The transcript has 3 exons. Lineage: Eukaryota; Metazoa; Arthropoda; Insecta; Diptera; Calliphoridae.